AUGACAGCAAGGUGGCCGAGCAGCUGCUUGCAGACUGGCUCGAGCGUAUUCACAAGCAGAUAUGAAUCCACCCAACUAGCAGCGAUACCAAGGCGCAGCAUAAUACGACAUUAUGCGCAACCACCACCGCGACCAACCCAACAGCGGCCAGCCAAGCAAGAUCAAGCCGUCGUUCGCAUAGAUGAGAAGGGCUACGCUGCCAACUCAGCUUUGAUAUGGAUCCGAUCCGGUGCAAAAUCUAAUCCGGUCAAUCCACCGCGAAGCACACUGCCACCUCCUCUAGUGUUGUCCGAGCGGAAGGAUAUACCCAAUUUCUUCUAUUACUGGUUUAAGAUCGGUAGUGCAUACGGAACAUUCUAUAAAGAAGGUGUAAAAGCAGUAUGGUACAACAAUAAAGCUGGCCGAGCACUGCGGGAGCGUAUCAGCAAGGAUGGAGCAGGGGACGAUGCGCCCGCGGCUGCAGUUCAGGGCAGGAUAAGCAGGUCUGAGUGGCAGCUGUUGGCUAGAAAUACGCAUGACAUUGGUAAACUGCCGCUAUUUGGCGUACUUGUUCUGCUGUUCGGAGAAUGGCUACCCUUGCUUGUGCCGUUUAUGCCUGGUGUUGUGCCGGGGACAUGUCGUAUACCGAAGCAAGUGGGUGGUAUGAGGGAGAAGGCCGAGGAGCGGAGACGCAUCACGUUCAGGAUGGGCAAUUUUGAGCCAGAGCAGGCACAAAUCAAGUAUGCUGAGGUCAAGACGUGGCCCAUGACCGAGACAGCAUAUAUCAACGGCUUACUGCAAGCGAUGAGAGAUGAUCAGCUUCAUCAUCUCUCGUCGAGCUUGACAUUGCAUAGUCGGCUAUGGGAUCGCGUUCAGCUAUACCCGCUCCGCUUCCUCAUGACGCGGAGUCUGACAAAGCACCUCCAAUACCUCGCUAUCGACGACAGAUUACUUUUGCACUCUGGGCGAACGUCUACUUUGACGACAGCAGAGCUGGAACGAGCAUGUGAGGAGCGGGGCUUAGAUGUUCUCGGCAGGCCCGAACCAUAUCUACGCGACAACCUCAGCUGGUGGCUAAAGCGACAGCAAGAUGACGAAGGGCGUGGACGGGCGAUGAUGUCGAUGCUAUUCCGAAGGUUGGCUAUGCGUGAUUGGGUUCGCUUGCAUUUGGAUGCUAAUCGUGAUUCGCAGGCCUAA
Molecule: messenger RNA, 1176 nt
Organism: Recurvomyces mirabilis
Lineage: Eukaryota; Fungi; Ascomycota; Dothideomycetes; Mycosphaerellales; Teratosphaeriaceae
Exons: 1
Coding region: 1-1176 (391 amino acids)
Biological process (GO): intracellular monoatomic cation homeostasis
Cellular component (GO): mitochondrial inner membrane
Molecular function (GO): ribosome binding
Source: RefSeq, a predicted model, not a curated record